CACUUUUUAUCAAAGGUCCAAAGAAUGCUUGAUUUUAUUACAACUUUUCAUUUGUUUUGAUUCUGAUAUCUGCCAUUUGAAAACACUACCGAUGCAACACUGUUCACUUACGUAAUUAUUUGGCUGGUUUGUAUGCAUGAUGGAUGAAACAACAGCCAAAGAAGCGAAGGAACUAGUUGAUGAGUUGAAAUUGCAAUCAGCAGCAGUGGAGGGACACUCUGUCUCUGAAGAGUCAGAAGAGACGAAAGAAACUAGCAAUGAUCCCAGGGUUUACACAGAUCCAAAUGAUGGUACUCAAUAUGAAUGGGAUGAUCAAAAGAGAGCAUGGUUUCCUAAGAUUGAUGAGGAUUUCAUUGCUGUAUAUCAGAUGAACUAUGGUUUUGGUAAUGAGGAGGGCCAACCACCAACUGGUAAUGAAGAAGAGAACAAAACCCAAACAACAGCUCAACCAACAAGUGCAGAGCUUACUGAACAGAACACCAAGCCUGCUGAAGAACCUGUUCUAAACACUGGCCAGAAAAGGAAAAAGGAACCUCCAUCUUGGUUUGAAAUGGAUGAAAGCAAGAAUACAAAUGUCUAUGUUUCAGGUUUACAUGAGGAAACUACAGAAGAAGAAUUUGUUGAAUUCAUGAGCAAAUGUGGGAUUAUCAUGGAAGACAACGAUACAAGAAAACCAAAGAUCAAACUGUACAGAGACCAAGAAGGAAAAUUGAAAGGAGAUGCCAGAUGUUGCUACCUGAAGAUUGAAAGUGUGGAUUUAGCUCUCAAGCUACUUGAUGACUCAAAUUUCAAAGGAAAGCAAAUUAAAGUGGAGAAGGCUCAUUUUGAAAUGAAAGGUGCAUAUAAUGCUUCUCUAAAACCUAAGAAGAGAAAGAAAAAGAAGAAAGCAAAAGGACAAGACAAAUUAUUGGAUUGGGUUGAUCGAGAGGAGAAAGUAUCAAAGCUAGAUCGUAUUGUUGUCAUUAAAAACAUGUUUGAUCCAAAUGAUUUUGAGAAAGAUCCAUCAGUGCUCUUGGACCUUAAGAAUGAUAUCAGAAAAGAAUGUGAAAAGUAUGGUGUUGUACGAAAAGUAAUGGUCUUUGAUAGACAUGUUGAUGGUGUGGUGUCCGUUGGCUUUGCUGAAAUUGAGCCAGCAGAUGUGUGUAUACGGGAGAUGAAUGGUCGUUGGUUUGCUGGAAGAAAAUUACUUGCUCAGAAAUGGGAUGGCGUCACGAAAUACGAAGUUGAAGAAACAGAAGAAGAGAAGGAAAAACGAUUAAAGAAAUGGGAAGAAUAUUUAGAAAGAAAAGAUGAAGAGAAUGCGUGAACAUUAAUUAUUUAAUGAAACAGAAUGACAUAUUCUGGUUGUGGUUUUUAUUCUGUACCUAACUGAUGUCUUCAAAGAAUUUCAGUAAAUUUAAGAUACGAACAUAAGAUCUGAACUGUCCCGAGCUUUAAACAAGAGAAAAGUUAGAUAAGGUUGAACGUGCUAACGAAAUGGUUGAACAACCGUCACAAAUACGAUUUGUGAAGGUAAUUUUAACCUCAAAGACGAUUACAAGAAAUACGUUACCAUAGAGUGGACUGUAAAAAAUUGUGAAAUGACUUUACAUUCAAUAAAGUGUUCCAACGUU
Messenger RNA from Dendronephthya gigantea, 1613 nucleotides. RefSeq names its product HIV Tat-specific factor 1 homolog. The record is from RefSeq and is a predicted model, not a curated record. The transcript is spliced from 12 exons. The coding region runs from base 137 to 1306 and encodes 389 amino acids. Lineage: Eukaryota; Metazoa; Cnidaria; Anthozoa; Malacalcyonacea; Nephtheidae. Gene Ontology annotation, cellular component: U2-type spliceosomal complex; U2 snRNP. Gene Ontology annotation, biological process: mRNA splicing, via spliceosome. Gene Ontology annotation, molecular function: RNA binding.